This is a messenger RNA of Anneissia japonica, 2397 nucleotides long. RefSeq lists its product as uncharacterized. The coding region runs from base 301 to 969 and encodes 222 amino acids. The transcript has 4 exons. Lineage: Eukaryota; Metazoa; Echinodermata; Crinoidea; Comatulida; Comatulidae. The record is from RefSeq and is a predicted model, not a curated record.
AUACAGUACGUUUUAGUGCAUUGCAUCAAAAAACUCGAAAUGUUAAUCAGUAAAUAUUGUCUGCGUACAACGUGAAUAAAUUACUUCGUUAAUUUAUAAGCACUGUUUGGGUGACAGAAACCAAACGUAUUAAGGUGUUUGAUGACCUGGGAGAUACAAUAGUAUACUACACUGCGUAUACCACUGCGUGAAUACUGUGACAUCAAGCUAUAGAUUGUAUGGAGAUUUAGCUAUUGGACUCCAGACAAUAAGGCACACACAAUUAUUGUCAAAUUAUUGUUAACUGUGUGUACUGAAUUGAUGGAAGACAUAAAAUCAUACUCCGAAGUAAACACUACACAAUGGCUAGACAGAUGUUUCACCUGGAAUCUAAGUUCACAAAAUAUAAUGGAAGAACUGGAAAACGUCCAGCCACCAGCUUUAGCAAGAAAUUUAUCAGAUCUUCAAAAUUCGCUAAGCAUUCUCCGGCUUUCAAACAAAGUAUUAUCAUGCCAAGUUGAUGAUCAGGAGGAAGAAAGUGGUAAAGUUACCCUUGCAGCACUCGCUCGCAUUUAUAAUUUAGGCCAAGUGAUAAGAGUUAUCACGCUGGUUGUGAAGAUUAGUGACGAGUUGGCUGCUGCAAGAAACGAUGUUGUAACAGCAAAACAGAAGUUCUUCCAGAUGGAACUACAAAAUAUUUACUACAGUAUUAGUGAUAAUGUGAAGAACAUCAUUGAAGUUUGUGAACUUUUUCCGCACGAGAAUUUGAACCCGCACAUAAUGGAGGAAAACCUAAAUCACAUUCGAGCAUCGUUGCUCUGUAUUCUGGAACUGUGCGAGAAAUUUGCAAGAGCUGAUAAAAAAUCAUGGUUCAACAACAGAAUGUUUACCUGGUCUCGAUCAGUACUGCGGCGUGUUUACGAGGCUAAGACACAGCUUCCUUACGAAUUUGGUCAGAUUAACGAAAUGCAUUUGAUUGAAGAUGAAUGAUGGCGAUUGUGACGCUUAAUAGGGAUAUCACUAUUACGCAGUGUAUUGUGGUAAAACUUAAAAAUAUUAGGAGCUUUAUAUAACUAUCUGGUCUUUUAUGUUUUAUAAUAACAUGUAAUAAAAUAUUAUUAACUUUAAAUGUUACGAAUGGGUGAGAACAUAACGAUAUCAAGGCCUUAAUGGUGGUAAUUACACAAUAUACUUUUCGCUCUGGUUCCAUUAUUUAUUGCAAAUUGUUGCAUAAUUUUCAGGCAGGUAUAAUUGAUUUGCUGAAAUAAAAACUAAAGUUUAAACUCUCAAAUUAUUAUUACAGUAUUAUUAUUAUUAUUAUUAUUAUUAUUAUUAUUAUUAUUAUUAUUAUUAUUAUUAUUAUCAUUAUUAUUAUUAUUAUUAUUAUUAUUAUUAUCAGUGACCCUAUUUUGAAUGUCCCCCUUACCCAUUGACUAACCCCUGCAAAGUUAGGAUCAACGAAAUUGAACAUGUGCAAAAAAACUUGAUACAUUAGAUAUCAAUUAUUGGUGCUAUAUUUUCGAUUGAUAUUGUUUUUAUACAACAUUAUACAAAUAUUGAUUGGGUUGAGGGGCAUAGUUCAAAUAUGAUCUGAAGUCUGUAUUGUGUCCCGUGACGAAGUCUCGGGACAUAGUACAACCUCCAGAUCAUCAAGGGCAAUAUUUUGAACUAUGACCCGAUUAAAACAAAGUAAAUAUUUGUUUUAAAUAUACCAUUACGUAGAUUGUAGGCAUUAGAGAGCAUGGUUGGAACUAUUACCCGGCUUUUAACCAAACAAAUGCCUGGAUGCAAUGUUGUCGGUAUAAUUCAUAUUAUCGAAUAGCUCAUAAUAUAAAAUGCUUAGAGUUAGAUGCACAUAAACAAAAACCGUGGUUCUUUCUAGCAAUUUAAAAUAACAACACGUAACUAGCAGCAGCAGUAGAACGAUAUUAUCCUUGUGGUUUCGAAAAGUAUUGAUUUUGAAUAUUUUUUUUGUGUCACGACAAUACGGUACUUAUUUUAUAUUGAAUUAUGAUUGCUUUCCUGUUCUGAUAAUGAUAACGUACUAAUUCUUAUAAUGUCUAUAGAUGAUAAAAUAGAUUUGAAACAGUCUUAAAUAGAGUAGAUCGGUGAAAAGCAACUGUAGUGUACAUAAUUUGAUUUUAUCAUUUUACCGGUGUUUUAAAUGUAUUUUGAAUGUUGUAUAUUUAAAAUGUUUCUCUUUUAUAUCUUGAUAGUAAAUUGUUAUUUAUCAAAGCACCGUUAAAGUAUCACAUUUUAUAUAUUUAGUUAUAUUAUAAGGGUAUAUAUCGUAUUUUAAAUAAGUAUAUUUAAGUUUGAUAAUUUGAAAAGUUUUUUUCAGAUAUAUCUUUGGUGAUAUGUCACCUCCUAAUAGUUUUUGCAAAAGUAAAUAAUUUAAUAAACUAUGAUUGGCAUAUA